AUGGACGAAGUGAAUGGGCCCUCGGGGGCUCCCGACGCCCAGCUGGAUGUCGGUGAUGCCGUCCACCUGCGGGUGGACCCCCGUCGCCGAGGAUAUGUUAUUGUAAGCUCAGCACUCCCUGCCUGCAGUACACACCACAACAAGGUUAAUACUCGACGACAGCGCACCUACGCAAAUGCUCCAGGCCGUUUGAGCCAUGCGAACAGGCUCAUCCUCAAACAUACGGAUGUCUCCGAGGCCGACCUCAAGGACUUCAUCUACACCAACACGCCCAAGGAGGGCUACGUGUUUGUUUCCUUUGCCAAUGUCGCCCAGGGCUACGCUCUCAUCAAAGAGAGCGAUCUCGAACUGAUCGAUCGCCCCCUCAGGGCGGGCGCCAUUGUUCACCGCGGCAAGAGCGAUUCCGUGCACGGGACCGUGCUCAAUGCCACCCGGACUCUCGAUCUGGAGUCUAUAAUGGUCCGGGUUCCUGGUGCGCCCCCGAACGAGCCGACCUUCCAGGAUCAGGGCGUUGUGGGCACCACCCCAACCAGCAUGUGGCGUAUCCAGCUGCACGAUAUCCCUGCCAAGGAGCUGCGUGGAUACGAUGAGUUUAAUCGUGAUGACUUUGUUCUCAUUAAUGAGAAAUUGGCAGUCAUUGAGAAAAUUAGCUGCGACUGCUUCGUGCAGCUCGUCGAUGGGACUGUAACCAAAGUCCCCCACGAUGCCAAGAUCAACGCCUGCGAUGCGUUCGCCAUUCCCACGACUCUGUCGCAGAGUGCCCUCGUUGCGUCCCCUACUACUGAGGAACAAGUAAAAAUGUCUGUGGAGUUGCAGCCUGGUGUAUGGUAUCUCCUACUUCGCCCUGACUCUCUUCAUCAGCUCCAUCCCGGCCAGCGCAUUCUUGGGUCUCCCGAUGUAUUCAGAGCGCUGCCGUUUCUCAAGGGCAGAUUUCACGAGGACAUCAUUCAGCAGCAUAAUUUCUUUGAAUGCAACAUCCUCGGCCUUGUGCCGGCCAAAUACCAGGUGCGCUGGAUUUGUACCAAUCCCUUCCUAGCAAAGGUUCCUCGCCUCGGCCCACUCCGAGAACAGAUUACCGCGGACGCCUUUCACAGUCGAGCUCACAAGGUCCUGCCGGGAUCUAGACACAUGGAUAAGGUUUCUGGUUGCACUGUCAUGGCUCCUGCGGACUACUGCGUCGGUGCCCAUGUAAUCUUCCGGAAUAUGUGCGCUGCUGGUGCUAAAUACCCUGACAUGGGAGUCUUUCCGACUAUUUUUGGAAAUGAUUUGAAUGUCUACACCGUUACAGCUACUAAAACACGGGUCCAUGUUCUCUGGGAGGAUGGAUCGCAAACAACCGAGUCCUCAAAGGAUCUCUGCGUGGGAAUCGCGCCGGAGUCGCAUGAGGAUGAGGAGGAUAUCCUCAUGCCAGGGAGUCUUGUGGCUGCUAUCAGUGGCAUCUCAGAGAGCAUGAUUCCUCGGGAGGAUAAACUUCUUAGUCUUUGGCUCGGCAAAGACUUGACGAACGACAAGAUCUCAUGCAAAAAGGUGGGUGUCGUGCAGAAAAUCCAGAACGACACGCAAACCGCGAAUGUCAGAUGGUUCGAAGAACCCCACGUGGAGCUGUUCCAGGGAGGAUCUAUUCUGGACAUGGCGUCUAUCUUUGGCGAUCUCGAGGAUAAAGAACAUACCGUCUCCUUGGAUUAUUUGGAGAUGUACUCGGCCCUGAACCGUCGUGUCGGUGACCUUAUUAUUUUUGCUCCCCCGAGAGUCAGCCAGGGCAUGAUCGACAAUGCAUCUGGGAUGUCGAAUAUUCCCGACGUUGGAUUCUGCCACUUGGAAUUUCUCUUUCCGGUGAAGCUUGCUGAUAUUACUGAGUACGUGUCCUCACUGCGAGUUCGACUUGUGGCGCAGAAGUGGUUUCUUGAUUCCACGAUGAUCGAGGCGGAGGAUCCACUUGGCAUAUCGGGUGUCUAUUUCCUCGCUCAAAUUACUCGUUGCAACCUGGAUGGCACACUGACCAUUGAACCUUUGGGUGACUACGGUGUCUACGGAAAGAGUCAUUAUGACUUCAAGAUUGACCAGGAGAGAGCUUUGCUCGCCAUCCCACGAGACACUGGUCCGGGUCUGUGCUUUGAUGACAUGGAAGAGACCCCAUCUGGGUCUGGUGAUGGCCAUGGUGACCGUGGUUCAAACGGUGUGUACAGUCUUACGGAUGUUUCUUAUUCGUCGAGUGACUACGACGAGGAUCACAUUGAGCGGAAUUCGGCGAUUCUUUCUCCUGGAGGAGCAGGUUAUGAGGCCGAUGAAUCUGACUUGUCUGGUGAUGAUGAUUUCGUCCAUCCGAGUCGCGACGAAUUGCUUCAAGAGCUCGCCCAAAGCGUACUGUCUACUUUUAGUCUCAAUAUUGAGGAAUCUCCCUCUGCUGAACAGACUGCCACUACUGAGCAGCAGCUUACCGCUGUUUCUGCAGCCAGUGAAUCUCAAGCGGUUCCGGUUGGCUCUUCAGAUGAUGAAGAGCAAGCCCAAAACUCCUCCUUUGGCCUCGAUGGGGUGAGCGAGACCAUAUCCGAUAUCCCGUCCAAUUCUCCUGACAGCGAACUCAUCAUCGAAGGGAUCCCGGGCACCCCUUACUCUCCCUCGAAGGUUCCUGACUACAGCGAGUCCUUCAAGAACAUUCCUUCACGUUUCCCCGAUGCAUUCUCUGUCCUUGAUGGAGAGCCUCCGAAGAAUCACCACUUUAUUGAUCAGCCCCAGGCUCUUCCCGAGGCUCUUCAGCGUCUUCACUGGGACUUCUCAAUUCUCCGUACUUCCCUUCCAUCUGACAUUUUUGUGCGAACCUGGGAAUCACACAUGGAUCUUCUGCAGGUGUUGAUCUUUGGCCCGAAGGAUACCCCCUACGAAUUCGUUCCUUUCUUCUUCGACAUUUACCUGGGCGGAAAAUUCCCUAACGAGCCCCCGGAGGUCUUUUUCCACAAUUGGAAGAACGCUACGUAUGAUAUCAACCCCAACUUCGAUCCCGAUAGCGGACAUGUCUGUCUUAGUCUGCUGGGGACUUGGAUGGGAUCAGCCACGGAGCGGUGGUCGAGAGAUUCAACCAUUCUGCAGUUGGUUGUUUCCAUCCAGGGUCUCGUCCUUGUGAAGCAUCCGUUCUACAAUGAAACUGCCUGGGAGUACAUGAAGUCUGACGGGAAUGAUUUCGAAUUUGCAAAGCUCUACCACGAGAAGGUGUAUCUUGCUUGCCGCUCACAGCUCUGCCACAUGGACUUCAAGAGAAUCCCUGGGUUCGAGGAUGUACUCGUGUGGUACUACGUUCCUGACCCCGACGCCGACUCCGAUGACGACGAUUUCCCGAACAACCCCACGCGUCGUCCCAACUAUCUGCACAAGGCUGCCGUGAGCCUCAAACGGGUGAUUAAUUUCCACAGCAUCAGCAUGGGUACGAGGAUACUUUUCGGCCUCGACAUUGGGGCCACUGAGUUCAUGGAGUGGUUCAGCAAGGAGGCGCUCGAGAAGAUGUGGCCGCUGUACAAAACCCUGCGGGAGAUCGAAAGGAAGGCUGUUACUGCUCUUGAUGCGGGCUCAGUUAGUGCUGGGGAGGUGGAUUUGGGGCUUGAGUAA
This is a messenger RNA of Penicillium lagena, 3600 nucleotides long. Its product is annotated as ubiquitin-conjugating enzyme. NCBI's taxonomy places the organism in Eukaryota, Fungi, Ascomycota, Eurotiomycetes, Eurotiales, Aspergillaceae. The record is from RefSeq and is a predicted model, not a curated record. The transcript is spliced from 5 exons. The coding region runs from base 1 to 3600 and encodes 1199 amino acids.